Pecten maximus is the source of this 5483-nucleotide messenger RNA. RefSeq lists its product as uncharacterized. NCBI's taxonomy places the organism in Eukaryota, Metazoa, Mollusca, Bivalvia, Pectinida, Pectinidae. Gene Ontology annotation, molecular function: porin activity. The coding region runs from base 419 to 1993 and encodes 524 amino acids. The record is from RefSeq and is a predicted model, not a curated record. Gene Ontology annotation, cellular component: membrane. The transcript has 3 exons.
UCGGUAUACACUUGUAUCACACUGGCGUGAAGGAUUUCUGCACCACUCGGCAGAGGAACUUCAAGGAUGUUGCUGACACUGUACCUGUGUCUAUGCCUCACAUAUGUUACUUCAAACGUUUCUGGAUAUUACGACGACAGACGAGAAGCCUUAGUGGACCAGGGUGUUAAUGAACAAGAAGAGUCAAGCGACAUUGUAGGCGAAGGGCCAUAUAGUUUUCAGGAAAGCCCAUACGGAGGAUUGGACAUUGAACCCGAAAGUGAAGAUAAAGGGGGCGAUCUUACCUACUAUGCAAAUGAAUAUCCUGAUGCAUUUCAGGUUGACGAUGUGAAACUCAGUAAGCGACCGCUCGUGAUGGGAGGAAGUGGUUUCAAGUUCGGAAAACGUUCAAACAAACAAGGCACUUAUCGACAGGAAGAUGACGACAGUGAUGGACCAUACGAAGACAACAUAUCGACCAACAAGAGGUACUUUCGUGUUUAGAGGAGGCAGACACAAGUUUGGAAAGAGACCAUUUGUGUUUGGAAGUGGUGGUUACUUUGGGAAAAGAAAUGGUGAUGAAGAUGUGGAUGAAGCCAACAAGAAGCCGAUAUUCAAUAAGCGACCGUUUGUCCUGGGAGGUGGGUAUAACUUUGGUAAACGAGAUGUGAACGAGGAGAGUGUACAAAAACGGCCGUUUGUCCUCGGUGGCGGGUACAAAUUUGGAAAACGUCCUUUCGUUUUCGGCAGUGGCUAUAAGUUUGGAAAGCGCAACAUAAACGAUGAAGAAAUUGAAACCAGAAAAAGAUAUUUUGUCUUAGGAGGGGGCUAUAAAUUCGGAAAGGGGCCAUAUGUUUUAGGAUCUGGUUUCAAAUUUGGGAAAAGAGACAUAGAUGACGAUGUACAAAAACGACCGUUUGUUUUAGGGGGCGGUUAUAACUUUGGGAAACGAUCAUUUGUUAUGCGUGAAGGACAUAUGUCGGGGAAACGCGACGUGGCGGAGGAUGAUAGUGAGGAAGACAACAACAUAGAGAAAAGGCCGUUUGUUUUAGGAGGAGGAUAUCAUUUUGGGAAACGUCCGUUUGUAAUUGGAAGUGGAUAUAAAUUUGGAAAGCGUGACAUGAGUGGGUUUGAAGAUGAUCAAGAAAUAGAAAAGCGUCCAUUUGUUCUCGGCGGAGGAUAUAAAUUUGUAAAACGCCCUUUUGUUAUGCGCGGUGGUUACAGUUUUGGCAAACGUGGUGUGAAUGAUGACGAUAAUACAGUUGCAAAACGACCGUUUGUACUUGGAGGUGGUUACAACUUUGGAAAGCGAAAUCCCGAAACAGAUGUUGAAAAACGUCCGUUUGUGUUAGGAAGCGGGUAUACAUUCGGUAAACGGGCAGACGUCGAAGGAGAAUUAGACAAACGUCCGUUUGUGUUAGGAAGCGGGUAUACAUUCGGUAAACGGGCAGACGUCGAAGGAGAGUUAGAAAAACGUCCGUUUGUGUUAGGAAGCGGGUAUACAUUCGGUAAACGUGCAGACGUCGAAGCAGAAUUAGACAAACGUCCGUUUGUGUUAGGAAGCGGGUAUACAUUCGGUAAACGUGCAGACGUCGAAGGAGAGUUAGACAAACGUCCGUUUGUGUUAGGAAGCGGGUAUACAUUCGGUAAACGUGCAGACGUCGAAGGAGAAUUAGACAAACGUCCGUUUGUGUUAGGAAGCGGGUAUACAUUCGGUAAACGUACAGACGUCGAAGGAGAAUUAGAAAAACGUCCGUUUGUGUUAGGAGGUGGUUAUAAAAUUGGAAAGCGUGAAAUGCAGAUAUACGACAGAGAUAUGAACACCAUAGAAGAAAUAAGAAAGCGCCCAUUUAUGUUAGGGUCAAAUAACGGAUUCGGAAAACUCCUGUCAGGUAGAUCAUUUAAAAUCGGUAAGCGCGAUUCGGAAAUGACAGACAUGGAGGCCCAAGAAAAGAGCGAUGAGCUUCACAAAGAAGAACUUGCCCAACACUCAUCACUGAAGAGGAGUGCCUGAUUGAAGGGUUUGGAGCUUGAUCGAGACUAUUUGGACACUAAUGGAUCCCGCAUUCAAAAUAAAUCUCUGCGAUUGGUAAAAAAUGUAGCGUAUUCACAUUCCAAACUAUCUGAAAACAACAAAAUCAUUAAAAGAACGGAACAAAAAGAUAUCUGUGUGGCCGCAAGGUAAACAAAAAAAAUGUGAUUGUAUAAAGAAUCAAAGGAGAACAAAAACAUUCGCACAUGUUAAGACAUUUUUAUUCUGUUAAUUAGAAUACUUCAUCAUUCAUUCCAGAAGUCAUUAAUCACAACAUCUAGGUGAAUAAAGUCCUGUGCCAUGUUACUGUAGAACUAAACCAAGCCGGGACAAUAUGAAAUAAUGCUUCAAACCGAUAAUAGGUCGUCCUUUGGCACGAAUUCAGAAGAAAUGAUUAGAAUGGUAUUCGCGUCAUACCAAUCUGUAUCCCUUGUAGGUCUAGUCAGACACUUGUCAAAAAUGGUGUCGUCGGUUAUUGUACGAACUUGUUUCGGCGACGUGGAAGACAUCCAUAGGAAGUAUGUAGGCGGGUCUUAUGAUAUAAUUUUCUCCGGAGAGGCUGGAGCCUUGGCGCUGAUGAAUAAAACAUGUUUGAUUAACUUUGCCCAGACUAUUGUCAAAUAAAGACUUUCAUUGCAAUCAAAACUGUCUGUAUCGCGAGGGAAAAUAAAAAUCAUCAUAACAGUAUUUAGGAUUUUUCAUCAUGAUCGUAUUAACAAAAACGUGGGAUUUUUCGUUAGUGUAUUUAUCAUAUUUUUUGUUAUUUAGAUGAGAUCUUAACAUCAGUUUUUAUAGCUAAAGCUUCAAAGGACCUUCAGUGGUAUACACCACACAUUCACAUCAAUGUAGACACUGUUGGUUUACUUAGUGUCGCCAAGUUUUACAAGGUUCACUAUAACAUUAAUCUAAUUAAAACAAGGCUUGUUAUUUUCGGCGAUACGCUCUAAUGCAUGUUUUAAAAAGCGUUAAUUCUAAUUUUAAUUAGAUUGACCAUUACAAAAAAACUAUCAAAGCAAAGUUGUUCACUAAAAUUGUAUUAUAUCAAGAAGAGCAUACAUCAGCUAUUGCAAAUUAUGAUCUCAAAUAUUAUUGUAUAUUAACACUCUUGAAUAUCAGCUAAUGAUAAUAUAAUUACAGAAAUUUACGAUUUAAAUAGUAUCUUCUCUAUCAUAUUAAUUGCACACUCAGUUAUUGUUUUUGAACAUACUCUUAUAACGCUUAGACUGGUCCUUUAUAUCGUCAUAGCGAGUUCGGUAUGAACAAGCACCUGAUAAGAAAGCACUUUCCUAUACUAACAUAAACACUUAUUGUGUAAGAACUAUUUGUGGAUAUUGUUAUGUUGUUCUUGUCCUGUCAUCUUUACGUAUACAUAUAGUAAGUUUUGAUUAUUUUUGGUAUGUUAAUAUUAUAUACGUAUAAUUAGCUGACCUCUGUGACAUUUUCAGUCUCUUUUCGAUAAAAGUCAAUGUCGAAUUGGUUUGCUUUUAGAUACAAUGGAGAAUGAUUCCGUUCCUAAUGCUUUUCAACAUUUUCUUAUAAUGUAGAAUAUGUUUCUUUAAUUAGAAAAUCUUUCUCCUUUAUAUCUCACAAGGAAUUCUUGAUCUAAGCUUCUUGGAUCAAGGUUUGGUUGUCACAGUUAUCUCGUUAAAGGAAGACAAUGUUAGUUGUCGAAAACACAUAUACGUGUCUAAGGACAAUAAUUGCACUUUUAAUAAGUUGAGUUUGUAAUCAGUUGAGUAGACUGGAUAUCGAAUAUUGCUAUAUUAGAUUUUUCAGCUUUUUGUAACUAUUGUUUAUGAGCAUGUCUGUUUUGCUUUCAUAUUUAAGAUCAAAUAUGUUUUAUUCUUGUCAUGUUUGUCUAAUUAAUGUGUUACACGAGAUGAUUAAAUCAUAUCUUUUUUCUUAAAUGGAUAUAACUAAGUUGCACUAAAAUUAUAAUUACACAGUCUAAUAGCUGAUUUGUAACGAGUUUCCAUUGUACAUAUUUCAGAAAAAUAGUAUUUCUUGACAAGUUUAAUAAAUCUGAAACCAAAAUGGAACCAAAUGUAUGAUACUAUUCAUCACAAAUCCAAGAUCUGUUGCUAACAUACGGGUUUGUAUUUUCUUCUCAAUUUGACUUAAAAUCUAAUAUUCAUAUAAAUAUGUCUACAUUUUGAUUCAAAGCCGUUUAGUAGAUAAUACCACACCCUAAUUAGAAUAAUGUCGUAACCACAGAAACAAUGGAGGCACAUAUACCAUUAGAGGUCUAUUAAUGUUACCCUUAUGCUCAUAAAGAUGGGGACAGUGCUAUCAAACGCUGGAUAUAUUCAUAUCCGUUCCCCGAAAACAGAAUUUCAUCAAACGUCCAUCAUAGCAAAAGGCACUACUAGGUACCAGUGUUGAUAGUAAUGUACAUGAGGCUUCAUGAAGUUAAGUUGGAUGUUGUAUUCGAUGUGCACUCUUAACUAGCAUAUAGAUUAUUUUAUAUAAAUAUGUUUAUAUUGUAACAGAAAAAAGAUGAAGAUGAUAUUUCAAUAUUACAAAAGGCGCUACUAGGCAUCAAGGUCUAUGUGCGUAUAAAGUUUCGUGAAAUCGUCUUGAACGGUUUUCGAAAUUAAAAUGAAAUAUAUAAUUACUGUAACGACAAUGUUAACCGUAACCGCGACAGUGAUAGCAAUAGAUAGCGUAGAUUGAGACCUACCCUGUAGACAACCCCAGCUACGUUUAUGAGUAUCAUAUUUUGGACCAUUAUGAGGCAAAUAAGAUCAAAUUGAUCAUAUUCGUUAAAAUUUUAAUUGAUAGCUCAUUGUGUUUCUUCCCGUUCAGCGCUUUUAGUUGCAUGUUACUGUAAUAGUGUUUUAGUGUAAACAACAAUAACAGUUGCGUAGUGAAUGCUAAAGGUGGUACUGUUUUUGUAAUAUAUUGUUUUCGAUAUAAAUGAUGAAUUUUCUCUUGGCUACGCUUAGGAAUUGUUAAAGAUUGUUUUCAUUAAUGUAUUUUAAUCACUAAUUAAGGAUUGCACACAUCAAACACGAAUUCCAACACGUUUUAAUGAGUUAAGUAACAGAUGUGGUAAAUGCUGGCUGAUGAACAUGAAAACACCACACCAUACAGCUGUUUCAUACAUGUACUUGUGACACAAUGUUUUGAGCCAGAAGUUAAUGAAAAAGGAAACAUAUAACAACAAAAAUCAGGCAUCCUCAAAGCUCACAGUUUGGUUAUACUGUAUUAUGACAAUACACGAAGAAAAAACGUAAUACGAUCGAUUACUUUAUAACGUGUUCAAAACAAUUUUGCAUAUUUUUUUUUUUAAAUAAUAUCUUCUUUGUAAAUUUAUCGAUGAUACGGCGUGACUAGCACCUGUAUAGGUUAACAUAUCAGUAAUAGCCAAGCUGGUACAAUGUAGCUCUCUGACAAAAUAGUGUAUUUUUCCAAAACAAAACAAAAAACGUUUGUUUUCGUGUACAUGUUAUCAAUAAAAUGUCUUGCCAAG